Scophthalmus maximus (turbot) is the source of this 13620-nucleotide messenger RNA. RefSeq names its product SZT2 subunit of KICSTOR complex (gene szt2). The record is from RefSeq and is a predicted model, not a curated record. The transcript has 75 exons. NCBI's taxonomy places the organism in Eukaryota, Metazoa, Chordata, Actinopteri, Pleuronectiformes, Scophthalmidae. Gene Ontology annotation, cellular component: peroxisome. The coding region runs from base 169 to 11256 and encodes 3695 amino acids.
AGCUAUCACCAUGUCUGAACUGACACAGGUCUGCGAAGACCCGGACCAAUAGACAAGACAGUCAGACCACAAACUAAUACUGAGAUAUUAUUGUUCUCCACAAAUCAAAGCGAAUGUUCGUCAUUUGAAGCUCCUGUACGCUACUGCAGCCCGCGUGCUACAUGAGGCAUGACAGAGACACAGGACAAUGAGGUGGAGGAGGCUGACCAGAUCUACUUGCUGAUGAAGGAGGAGUAUCGGAUUUCUAGGAAUGUGCGUUUGGCUUGGUUCCUUGGUAAGCUUAACCAAAUCAUCUGGCCAGUCUCGAAGCCUGAACUGCUGAACUCAGAGAAUGAAUUGGACUUGUUGAGCAUCUUACCGAAAGGAUGGCAGCCAGAUUUCUCCCCCGGCGUGUACCCCUAUAUGUUGAUGCCGUCCACUCGGGCCACCUUCCUAGCCCGGAGGUACCGCUUCAUCAUCGAGCUGGACCUCAGUCCUUCGACAGGGAUCGUGGAUGACAGCACGGGAGAGAUGAUCUUCGAUGAGGUUUUUCAUGCCUUGUCAAGGUGCCUUGCCGGUCUGGCCCAACCAUUCACUGUCCCGGGAACUGAUCAGCUUUUCAAGCCUAAGAUCUUCAUCACAAUCUUGGCGUAUUCGUCCAUUAUCGGCCUCACUUCCCAUCAGGUUUUGGUGCAGGGCUGUCAGCUCGAAAGAACAGAUCUCAGUGAGUUCCUGCAUCACAUCUAUCAGCAGCUCAGAGCCGUGGAGAGCAACAUCGCUGAAGUCCUACAUCAGCAGCAUGAACAGUCUGUGGAGCCAGUCCAAAACCCAGGUCUUCAUAGCAACAACCUGGACAGCCAGCCUCACAGAAAGCAGGGAAUUUCCAUGGUGUCAGCUGAUAUGGGUCUUGUCAGCAUGGUACGCCAGGGCAUUUUGGCCCUUCAGCUGCUGCCUCCAAACUCCAGUGCAGGUAUCAUUAUAAUUACAGAUGGAGUGACCAGUGUUCCUGAUGUAGCUGUGUGUGAAACCCUGCUGAACCAGCUCAGGAGUGGAACCAUUGCCUGCUCCUUUGUGCAGGUUGGCGGUGCAUACUCCUAUGACUGCAGCUUUGGAUACAUCCCGAAUGUAGAACUGAUGAAGUUCAUCUCAUUAGCUACCUUUGGCUCAUACCUGCCCAGCUGCCCUGAAGUGGAUCUGACCAGCCAGGAGAUGAAUGCCUACCACAAGGCCUUCUUAACCUACUCCUUCCUCAAGACCCCUGAGUCGAUGAAUUCGGAAUACUACUGCGUUUCCCAGCACAAGCUAUUCAAUGAGCAUCUGGUGUCAGCCAGUGGUAACCCUGCCCUGGUCAUGAGGAGGAAGAAGCACACCGAGAAGGAAGUCCAAGCUCAUUUAAUCAGUGUAGUGUCUGUGCGACUGAGAGAGGGCUAUACCAUCAGAGAGAUCAGCCUCACCAAAGGUGGGACUCAGUUGGAGGUGAAGCUGGUGCUCUUAUGGAAACACAACAUGCAUAUUGAGUACCUGGCAGCUGCCUCCUGGCCACUGGACCCAGCCAAGAGAACCACAAGGGUGGAGGUGACAAUGGAGGGAAGUUAUGACAUCCUGCACGACAUCAGCUGCACCCAGAGGAAACCUAUCACCAGCCCGUACCGUACCUCUGUCAUCCGCCGCUUUUGGAACACACUGCAGAGCAUCAACCAGACUGAUCAGAUGUUGGUGCACCUCCAGGCAUUUAAUUCAAUCCCUGAGAACUACAUGAUUCCUGAAAGCACCAAAAAUGGAGUUCCUCUGUUCUACAUCCCCCCUGGCUCUACUACUCCGGUCCUGUCCCUGCAGCACAGUGCAUCCAAAGACUCCCCUCAGUCCCAGUUUGCUUCCUACUGGAAACCCAUCCUCUCCAUGGAUGCUAACUUCUGGCAGAGAUGGCUGCACAUGCAUCGCAUCGCCAUCAUCCUUGAACAUGAUAUGCCUGUUCCCAAACACCUGCACACAGCUGGAAAUAAUGGACGUUACAGCACCAUUCAGUGUCGUAUCUCCCACUCUACCCUCACAUCACUGCUGAAGGACUGGAGCAGCUUCGUCCUGGUGGAAGGCUACUCAUAUGUUAAACUCAUAUACAGUUUGUCUGACCAGCCUCCCACAUCCUUCUAUCUGGUUCGUCUCAUCUCUAAGACCCCCUGCAUGGUGCUGCGUCUGGGCUUCCCUAUUGGUACACCAGCCCAUGUUAGAAACAAGAUUGUCGAUGAGCUGCGCGAGCAGAUUCUCAAACUCCGCUUCCCUCACCGUGUUCAAAACAAAGAGACCACACCCAAGACCAAGAUAACUUCAUCCAUCCCUGCUCUCAAACCUGCACUGUCAGACAGACCCUGUGUGGUGGUCCUCAACAAGCCCCUGGAGAAGCUGCUCAUAAGGUAUGAUAAGCUGCCGCUGGACUUCAGGGCUCCCUUCAUUUUGAAUAUGGAGCACUUCCUGCAGCCCUCCAACAGUGCUGUGCCUCUCAGCAUGGCAGCCAAUCGAACGGCCUCCUCCACCCUGGCAUCUCUGUCCCGUUACUUCUUGCACCAGCGCUGGGUGUGGGCCGUGCAGAGCAGCCAAGGGCCGGCUGUGCCCAUGCAAGCUAUUGCUCACAUCCUGUCCAUGCUCUCGGACAUCCGCAUAUCAGAAGGCUUCCACUUUGCUGCCACUGGAGAAGGCAUUGUCAACAUGGUGCUUGAGCUGCCAAUGAAGGGGACGUUGGGAGACACGGACAGAGAGAGUCACUCUUGUAUUGUUCAGUACAUCCUGUUUCCACCUCACUCUACCUCUACAAAGGACAGCUUCUCCACUGACGAUGACAACGACACCGAGGUGGAGGCUGUAGACAUGGACACAGAGCUGAACCUGGUGACAGAGUGCUGGGUAGAACCACAGAGUGGCACAGUGAUGAACUGUUUGGACCAGCAUCGCCACUUCCAGGGCCUCAGUUACCAGGAGAUCCCACAAGCGAUCUUCCCAAAGGAUCUAAACUGCAUGUCCACCAUGAUGACCUUUGAGUAUUUAAACCAGUUGUGUCAGAAUAAGGACCAGGUCUGCUCACUACCAGCUGGACUCAAGGAUGUGACAGGAGAAGCUCUGGCCUCUGAGGACAACGUUCACAUGAUCCCAUUUCAGUUUGACCUUAUUCAGCUACUCCCAAAAUGCCAGCAGGUUGAACUCCUCUUCCUUACAUUCAGUACAGCGAUGGAGAAUGUGGAGGAGAUUCACAGCUCCCCCUGUCUGCCGAACGAGAUCCUGCUCAGCCUCUUCCACAAAAGCCUAGAGCACGAGCUCAGUGACAGAGAAAUCCCGUUAGCUGACAAUUACCAUUUUGCCUUUUUGCACCACAUCUUAGAGCGAGAACGAGACGGCCAAGCCGCUCCGUUCUCCGUACCUGUUUUUAAAGAUGAUUGUGUGCAGCCUCCAGACAGACAGGACACUAUGACAUCAUUCCACACCACUGGCAGCAGCAAAGAGGUGAUGGGAUCUACCAGCACUUUACAGAGUUUCAGUAAUGCAGACUUUGUGGAAGAAGAGCCCUUGCUGGUGAAUAGCAGCUGCUCUGUGCCACGGUGGAGGUGUUACGCCAAGUACAUUAGCCCCCAGCAGAUCCUCCUCACCUUCCUCCCAGUUUGUUUCACGGAUGUUCUGAUGUUGAUGGAAACAGGGUUGAAGAAAGAAUCUCAGAGUAACUACAGCAUGCAGGAGGAUGACACUAUGACACCCAGCAACAAAUCACUGGCUGACACCCUGUCUGGUUCCACCAGUGGGCUGGAUGGUUCUGAGUCCCACCUCAGUUUGGCCAGUAAACAGCAAGGGAACUCCAGAAAUAGACAUUUUAAUGCCAGGUCCCCUGUGCUCUCACCUCAGUCCGAGGGCCAGACAUGGCCUGCUGACUCAAUGAUGCCGGAUCAAGACAGCAGCGGUCAUAGGGUGUUAGACACAAAGACUGGGACCCCAGGCUCAGAUGUCGGAGAAAAAGAGGUCCAGUUCUUUGAACCACAGACGACUGAUUUCAGCUUUGGCAGUCAAGUUGCCCAGCAGAGCACCAGCGACAGCAGCCAAAUAAAGUGUCCAGUCUAUGUCUACAACUGCUCUCUGGAGCACCUGAAGGAGCAACUGGUGCACCCCAACUCCAGCCGCCAGCCCAGGGACAUCUUCAGAGCUCAAGAUGCUGACUUCUUGGAAUUGUAUCUGCAGAUGAAGUUCAGGUUACUGUCUCAGGACCGCAGCAGUCCGUCCCCUUGGACAGACCUCCUUGCUCAGCCUCACAAACACAAGGAGCUGGCUAACUACUGCAGCCUGCUGCAAGAGCAUUACCAUCAGAGCUACGUCAAAGGUGUGUACCGCAGCCUGCAGCAGUCCUACAGCAUCAGCUCCCAGGAUGUCCUGACGACCAUGGACUACUGUGAAGAAUCUUUGCAGGAGAUUGAUGUCACCUCCUUCCUGCACACCCUCUGUGGACACAUUAGGGACCACAAUGACCAUGGUGAGGCUCCUGCAUGGGGAGGGAAUGCAAAACUUUCAAGGACAUCUGCCACCUUUAUCAUCGGAGAGGUUGAGGAGGAGCGGCCAGAUGAGAUGGCUGCCAUGGAUUUAUUCUCCAGGGAACCCUGUAUUGAAAUAGUGGAUGCCAGCAAAGCUGAAUCUGUCGGGAAGUCAUCUUCUCCAAUAUCUCCACUGAUUGUGGAUGAAUCCAAGACAAUCAAGAUCCUAGAAUUCCCUCUGACACUGCUUCAGUCACAGCCAAAGUGUGAAGUGUACCCAGAUUUGCACAAAAUCAUACAGGAUAAAUUCAUGGAGAUUGUGUCUCAAUAUUUCAAAACUGUGCCGUCCAAUCCGCACUAUUUCUUCUACUGCCCACCUUCAACCAAGAAAGAGGAGGACUCAGAGGAUGGUGAGAUAGAGAGGAGACCCAGUGAGGAGUUGAUGUCAGAAGCUGAGGCUGCUACAGAGGACGAAAAUAUGCCAGCCUUCUUUGCCUCGGAGAGUGACACGGACUUGGUGGUGGAGUAUGAGGAGCAUCCAGGCACCAUCUACCACGGAGAGGGUGAAGACCAGUCCCUGUCAGAUUCCAACACUGUCAAUCAGGACCAGGACUCCUUCAGCAUCCUAGAGGGAGACUCCCCGCUGCAGCCUGAGGGGCCACAGCUGGACAUGCCACCGCUGUUUGUCCACAUCACAUGUUCCGUUAAUAUGAAAAGCUGCCAUGGCUCAAUGCCUAUACAGACACUGCCUACCUGCCUUUGUGAGAUUAUUUCUUGCCUGGAGAAUGCUGAGGAUUUACAGUCUGUGGAUUUGAAUGAGCUCUCAGUCACUUUAGACAUUUUUGUCCUGACACUACCUCUGGAAAUUGAUGUCAUUGGUGAUUUCCAUCACAACAGGUACACCUCUGAGAGCAGUGUGUCCCUGAAUCGUUCACCAGGACAGCCCUCCUCCUAUCGCUCUGAUGAGGAGUUAAUGACAGUGUUGGACAGUCUGAGGGGUGCUGGUUUUGACGGGGUCUCUGGUGAUCCCUUAUCCAAACUCCCAGUGCCUCACAAGUUAGCAAUUCUGGCCACAAUGGACGAGAUCCGUUGGCUGCUGGAGGAUGAGAUCGUCUCUGCUCUGCGGCAUUCUCAGGUCAUCAGCUUGGCUACGCUACAGAAAGUAGCAGAGCAUGUUUUGCACUCUAGUGGUCGCCCGCACUGUCACUGUGAAGAUGUCCCGCUUCAGUUUGUUUUUGGGCCUGAGCAGUCUCUGGAAAAAUUCAAAGAGGAGUUCCGCAGAAUGUCGUUCUCUGGCUAUGUCCUGAAUGGACAACAGGACAAUUUCUACUACAUAUCCCUGAGCAGAUUGCACCCACAGAGGAUACGUGCCACCAAGAGGCUGUCUGAGAGCACAGCAGACCCCUCACCACACACCACCCCCUGCAGUGGUGCGACACAGGUGGUGGAUAGUAUGCUGCAGAGUGAAAGAGAGGCUCGGACAGCAGUGGCAGACAGCCAGAGUGAAGACAAGAAAUCUGUUGCUCCCACUGACGCAGCUGCAGAUGCUCGUGAGCCAAUCAGAACCUUGAAGCUUGAAGCCGAUGAUACUGUUUUUCAGCCAAGAACCCCCCAGCUCCAGACUUAUCACUGCAUCGAGCAGACCUCACCACCCAAGACGCCGUCCAGUGUCAGCCUGGCUGAGUCCAUGCAGUCAGCCUCUCACAGCUGCGGCAAACUAAGGCCAAGUCGGGUCCAGAGUGUGGUCUCCAGCCAGGGCAGUCUGGACUCUGACAUGCAGGGUUAUGAUGGCGGCAGUAGUGAUUCUGAGUGCGAGAGCCCCAUCCUGGAUGAACAGGAGUGUCAGUCUACACUGCUGCCAGAUUUCUGGCUGAUUGUUAAGAUCCACCAGGACAGAGUGAAGGUCUACUCCCAUUCCAGGUCCUUCACAGAAGCAAAAGAGGUCGGUCCUGAGGAGAUGGAGAAGAAGGAGGAAGAGCAGGAUCUGCCUGAAUACCUACAACUGCAUCAAAUGGUGGUCAGGAAGAUUGGGGAAAUCUGCAGAAUAGUCAAUCAGCGUAUGCUGCUGCAGGACCUACACGACAGCCACGUGUGUAACUCUCUACUGGUGGCUGAGAGUGAGGAAGACAUCUGGAAGAAUGAGUCUCUGUACAGGCAGAGGCUUAACAACUCUGAUGAUUACAACACAGAGGAGAGCUACCAGGCCAGAGACUACCUGGCAGCCACCAUGCAGUUCAUACCGGGACAUUUUGCCUGUGACGUGGUGUGGAGCACAAUCAUCCACAUUCAUCCACGCCUCAAGAUAGGACCAAACAUGGGGGUGUCGAGGGCAAUCCAGGCCCUGCGCUCCGUGCUCAACUCUUUCUGUGUGGUCAACAGGAAGAACAUGUUUGUCUACCAAGAGCGUUCAACCAAAUCAGUCUUUUACCUAAGACUUUAUGAAACAGGGAAGUACUCUGACAUGGAUGGAAACAUGACUCGCUCCAUUGGGCUUCUCAGGAGUCAAGAGCCCUCGUUUUCUGAGGACCUUAUGGGAUCCAGGUCUUCUCUGGAGGGAUCUCGGCCAGUUGGCCAAGUCGACAAGCACAUCCUGCUGCUGGUACAUGGAGUGGGAAAUGCCGGUCCAGAGAUCACAGAUGAGCUGGUGAAGGUUCUGCGAAAGCGCCUGGACGAGACCACCUUGGACAUCAUCACUGUCAUGCUCGUCAGGAACUGCAAGCUGACGCCAGCUGAUGUGGAGUUCAUCCAGCCAUCAGGAUCUCCAGCCACUGAGGUGAUGAACUUCUGCCUCCCUUGCUACUGUCUUCCCCGGUUGCCCGCUGUGGCUCACUACCUCAGGCAGAACCUACUCAUCUUCCUGCAUGUACCCAAGUAUACUGACAGCAACACAGCUCACCAUUUCAAGCACUACCUUCAUUUGAGCAGUGACAUGGCUGACGGGGAUAUCUACCUCUACAAUAAACCUGGAGGCCAGGGGACAGGAGGCAAAGGUAUUGCCUGUAUCGCCCUCUCUUUCGUGGAUGCCCAUGGUCAUCCCCUUCAGGGUCCAGCUCAGGACUGUGGCACACUGCAGAGAUCAGAAAACCGCAUCACCCCUCUUCACCCAGACAACUUUGAUGAGCUGACCACUGUGGUUAAAGUGGACUCCAUCAUUGUCAGCUCAGAACCACAGCUGUAUGUGCGCUUUGACAUCUGGGAACAAGGCAACGUCAGCCCCUUACAGCUGAGUGACAAACUGCAGGGGGCACUUCGCCAUGCUCUCUGUGAUGUUGUCAUGGAGCUGAGAGUCCUGCCAAACCCUCUCUGUGUGGGCUUGCUGUGCCAAGCAACCAAAGAACAGAGAGAAGAGGCUAAAGGUCUGUUGAUUCCUUUGCCUGAGGUUAAAGAAAUGAAGGACAGUCCCAGGCAGCGCAGUGGCUCAAGGGUCUUUAAAACCAGCCCUUCUCCCAUCACUUUAACCCAAGUCCCAGGGAGCGCGACCAUGACAGGGACUAGCACACCUGAGUCCACCACCCCCACUGGCAAGAGCACCCGUCGGAGUUUCUGGGACAUUCUGAGCAAGCCAGACUCCUCAGAGAUCGGAAGCCCUAAAACAACUGACGACAUAGUGCAAGAAAAAGGGGAGGAAGGUCGAGCUGCUCGACGAAGGCACAAGACCGAGACCAUAAAGCAGCAGUGGAGCCAGGAGAAGGCAGUGGCUGUAGAGUUGGAGCAGGCCCAGAGGAGGCAGGUGUCUCAUUUGGAGAGGGGAGAUGUAGGCACUCUACACCCUGUCUACCAGCUCACAUGCCAGCCAUGGAUCACUUUCAUGGAUAAGCUUGACUGUCCCUCCAUUCAGCAGUGCACCGCUGAAAUUGCCUCACACUUCCUGCUUCCAUCCAUUUUAGCAGAGGUUGUCAGUUUGGUCAGUUCUCUGGCCAGCGAUACGACCGUGAGGGUAUUUGAAAGGACAAGUUGCCCCCCAUCUGGAGACAUAUUUGUUCCAUUUCCUCUGAUGCAGAACCUCAGCCAGCCUCCAGACGCUACAAGGAGCUUCAUUCUCAUUGGCCGCAACUUCAAUCAAUGGCAUUGUAGCACAGAGCAAGAAGACAGUUCAGAUGAGGAAAACGCCCCAAUGCUAAAUAGGUUCACACCUCAUAAGGGAUUUCAGCGCUUCGAGGCUCUGGAGCAGAGUGAUUGGUUCAGUCCAAGCCAGGCUGGGGCAGGACUGGCACCCCGCCAAAGGUUCCUUUUCAUUAGCAUCAUGGAUAAAAAGGUGACUCUAUACAGCUAUAACUGGAAUGUGGACCUGGGCGCCUCCAUGAAUCGUGAGUUGGUCCGUCUUGUCAAGUGGCAGAAUGCGAGGGCUCAUGUUGUCCACUGCCUGCUCAACCAAAAGAUGGGCCUCUUCCAUCACUACUGCUUCUCUGAUGCACCCAUUCAUGAAAUGGACUUCAAGCAGGAUCCUAACCGGUUCCUCAGCCCCUCCAUGGAACCUGAUGCGUUGCUGCGUAGUGCAGUUCCUCCUUUGCCCAGUAAAGAGCAUGGCAGGCUGGGUAGCACUGGCCGAAGUCUUGCUCCACUCCACUUCCCCUCUGAGCUGCUCCCCUUUGAUGAGGCUCUGAGGGACAUCUGUACCAUACGACCCUUGGUGGAGGGGGAUGUGGUGGCCCGACAUGGCAGCCAGCUCUUGGAGAUCAAAGCUGCUGAGCGGAGAGAACUGGAGAAACAGAUGAAGAUAGAGAACUUGUUUGUGACUUGGCAGCAGAGGUCAGCACAGUCCAACAUGCCCAUAUCAGGGGCAGAUUUGGAGACCCUGAAACAGUCAUCCAGGCUGGUCCACUACUGUGCCACACCUCUCCUCUUUGACCCCAUUUUCCGCAAGCAGAUCCAAGAAGAACAGAUUGUUCAGCCUCCAGUGAAGAAACGACAUCGGUCCAGUGACUCCACGACAUCAGGUCGGGACCGAAGUUACAGCACCGACUCAGCUGACAUACUGCCCAGCCGACGGAAGGAAGAACCUUGGCUACUCGAGAUUUGCAGCACCUUCCUCCAGCAGUAUGUCCAGUACCUGCAGAGCAUGGGCUUCAUUUUGGUCCAGGUCCGACCUCAGUCUCCAGCUCGCAGCAUUGCUCGGGCUCGUGCUAACAUGCUGAACUCUAUGUCGUCGGAAGGGAGGAUGUCUUUUUCUUACGUAAAGCAGAAGAGUGAGGACAGCCCUAAGAUUACAGCAUCUGGCACCACUGCAUAUCACCUCCAGAGGGCGCUGCCAGGUGGGAUUGUGCUGAUGGAACUGGCUUUUCAGGGCUGUUACUUCUGUGUGAAGCAGUAUGCACUGGAGUGUUCCCGCAUUCCAAUGGGCCAGACAGUCAAUUCCCAGGGCAGCCUCCUCACCAAACCUCGUUGCAAGCAGUUUCCAGAUGCCACCCCAGUAUCUGACUGUGCGCUCUCCAUGCUCUUCACCGAGGAGUGUGAUAAGGUGCGGGACCUGAUGCACGUUCACUCCUUCAGCUAUGACUUCCACCUGCGAGUGGUUCACCAGUACUUGGUCGGCUGCCACAUGACACUACGCCAGGGCUACCAGCUCACUGACUUCCUGGAUGACUUCAUCUCCCAUCACCCAGACAUUCCCAAGUUUGGCCGCAACCAUGUCGUCCAAGGGAGCUUCUCCAUUUCUACCGGGAUGAUAACGGCUCACCAGCUCUACAACUACAUCACCGACCAUGCCAUCACCUAUGGCAUGAAGCCACUCCGCAUGUCCAAGACUUCAGUCACCACUGAGCACAAGAAAGGCACACCUGACCUGCACGAGUACGCUCUGGUGGCUCUGUGGAACAGUUCGGGUUCUUACAGAGAUCUGGAGGGCCUGCACCACCAUGAUGACUUUGACGUGUCCCUGGUGGUGUGCCAUAAUGCAGCUCCAUUUGAGGAGCAGUCCGAUGGGGAGAGGCAUUUGUUGAAGUUGCGGUUUUAUGUGAUCAUGACCAGUCAGAGAGAGCUCUUCCCCCGCCUCACAGCGGACAUGCGUCGUUUCAAGAAGCUACCACAGAUCCACCGAGAUCCUGGUGAGCCAGGUGGUCGGCUCCCCCCAGAUCCAGGAGAGACCUGCGCGUCACACAGCACCGAGCAAGACCUCUGGGAGGACACUCCGUCGGAAUCUGCUGCCGCCUCGGCCCCCAGCGAUGGGAAUGAGUUUUACCCUUUGGCCAGGGGAGGACCAGACGCACACAGGCUGCUCUACCCCACUCCUCUGUUCCCUCUACUUAACAAUGAGGUUUUGUCAGCCCGCCGACAGAUCCAGACCAGCGUGGAGCAGGCCAUGGGUCACUGCCGCAGGGAUAACCUGUGGAGGAGACUAUUCCAUGGAGAGCAUCUGGACAAACUGAAGCUGACCAAGCUGUCAUUCAGUGAACUGGAAGAGCUGCUGGCAGCUGUGCAGAGUCGCUCGGUGGGGGAGAUCGACCCACAACUGGACUGUUUUCUGACCAUGAGUCCAUCCUGGUACCAGAGUCUGAUAAAAGUCCUGCUGAACCGCUUCCCUCAGAGCUGCAGAAACUUUGACGACAAUGGCAUCCAGUAUCUGGCAGUACUGAACCAGAAGUUCACAGACUGCUUUGUUCUGGUCUUUCUGGACACUCAAGCAGGAAAAACAAGUCUAAAGGUUGUGUUUCGGGAGCCGCUGCCAUUACAGCCACAGGCCAGCAACAGCCCUCCUCCCCAGCUAGUGUCCAUGUAUCAUCACCUGGAGUCCGUCAUCAACACAGCCUGCUACAACCUUUGGACCGGAAUGUUGUAGAGCCUAUCAGUGCUCGACCUGCAGGUCCAAACGACCACGAUCGGCACAUGGAAAGAGGAAGCAACAGAAAAUGAUAUGUGUUUGGACAGCUUCUUGCUAGUGUCAAGCAGCUGCACCCUUCACUGCGGUGUUGGCCUCAGUUCUACCUUGCUAUGCUAGAGCAGCAUUAAGCAUCAUACUGGAUGGUGAUGUCACUGUGUGCAAUGGCCUAUUAGUACACAAUGCAUAUAGCAAACAUUUUUAGAGGUCAGAGAACUGACACCUGACCCAAAAACCCAAGACAGUUGGUUGACUACUACUACUUGAUAAUUACUUCCUUGUGCAUCAGUCAGCUCACUUAGCUCCAAAUUUGUCAGAAAGGCUAAAAGCUAAAUGUAAAGUUAUGUUUAUGUUAUGUUUAUGCAGGCCAGUGACUAUUUUCGCCCUGAUCUCACAAUCUAUCCUUAGUGGAUAAACCUUUUAAUUCUCCUGUUGCAGAGUAUGUAGCUGCCAUACGAACAUUACAAUACUACUCUCUACAGCCGCAAUUACAUCACGUAUUUGGGCAAUGUAAUGAUAUACAGUUUAAUGAUACUGUGUUAUUUCACUUUGUGAUCUUAAAUAGUAAAACUACCAGCAGUGAAGUCCUUGGAGCUAGGCUUACAGUUUCCUGCAUUGUCAUAGAUUAAUGAACACCUCAUAAGAAAUGAAUACACAUUUUCAACAACCAGAGAAUAAGUAGAGCUGCUUCUUAAAUCUCAUUAUGUACGUUUUAUUUCCACUGAAGAUCCAGGCAGUCUGUUCUGUCUGUUAUGCAACAAGAUGGCAGUCUCCGUAAAAUACUUCUCCAGUGCUAAUGAAACAAGGCGCACAACAAGGAACAGAUCAAACUGCAGACAGCCAAACAAAAGCAAAUUACUGAUCUGGCAGAAAAUUGUUCCAAUUCUACAAUUGCUCAGGGACGAGUCAGGUAAAGAUCAGGCUUCAUCUACACAAUGUCUGCUCAAGGCCACACAGAAUGAGAAAGACAAUAACCUCCGUCAUCUUGUUACUACAUUGAUAAGGAGACAUUGACAGGAUUCAGCUCAGCAAACUCGUAAUUAUUCUGAGCAGCACAUCCUAGAGUUGAGGAUAUUAACGAGUUUGUACCGUUAGGGGAAAGUGGAGGUGAAUGAAGUCGUUUUCAGGGGUCAGGUCUGUUUGAAGAGCUUUUUACUGACUGAUUUCAUCUUAUCACUCAGAGCAGGUAGAAUGCGAUGUGGAAAACAGAAAAUAUUUGUCCAUCUCUCAUGAGCACAGUACUGGGCUGUGACAUACUCUGAUGAUCUGAUAAGGAAACAUUUAGGUGUUCCCCAGUGGAGAAGACACUGCUAUAUUCUUUUUUAAAUCUGUGACUAAAUGUAGAUCAGCAGUUUGGAUGUACUCAGUUUGAUGACUCAUGCUGAAAUGCAUCACCAGUCAGUCAUUAGCAACCAACAACAAACACUUCUGACUUCAAAAAUGCACAAGUUUCAUACUCAGUUUGAUUGAUAGGUCAGAGACAUCCUGGAUCCUGUGCCUUCUGAUUGCAUUUUGCUAGCACUUCAUACCACAUCAGUGUUUUAUAUUUUAAACAAAUGACAGACAGCUAAGAUGUCAGUGCAGUGGGAAGACUUUUAUGAUUAGAUUUCCAGGAGUGUCAGAGGAGUGUCCCACUUACGCCCCACUGCCAUAUCUGGAGCCCUGAAGUGCCUUCCCUAUUUGUUCCUUUUUUAAUUCUCCAACCUUUGAAGUGAUACUGUUAUCAUUCCAUCAUCUCUGCAUAGACGACCUGUAGAAACACACUCUCCUGUUCUGCAGUUAAAGUGCCUCUGUCAGUUUGAAUUAAUGUGACAAAAAUUGCCUUACACAAGUUGGAAAAUGGGUCAUAUUAAAUUUGAUGAUUUGCAUAAAUGGCAUGCCAAAUGUCAUCAGCGCUGUGUUUCCAAAGCAUGUUCAGGGUGAUGAGUUUGACUUGUGUAUUCUGAAACAGUGCAGCUGGUAAUCAUACCUCAAUUUAUAAGAGGGCAUGUAGCCUGCCUCAUACAGGAGAGUUGAAUCAUAGGUUUCAUGAAUUACAUAUUCAAGCCUUAUUUGUGUUCACCGGGAGGAAACCAAACAGGUUUGAGCUCCUUUGUGGAUGUAAAAUGAAGAGUUGUUGAGCAUAGCAGCAUUCUAAGAGGAUUUAGUCUCAAUGUUAAACACUGGAUAUUAAUGAUGCAAAAUAUGAACUGUUAAAGGUUAGCCCUGCGCAAUUUGACACUGUAAUAUUAACAAUGCACCCUCUCUUGACUGUAUGAUUAACAUUAUAUAUGUACAGAAUACUUUAUACAGUAUGUGAAGUGCUAAAUAAACCAGUAAGAUAAA